CAUUCAUCAUUACAUAAUUAUUUUUCCAUUUCAACUUCCUCGUUAAAUAAAACCUCAACCAACUGCUCCUCCUAAGUCCUACCCACAACUAACUCUUCUUUCUCCAUUUCCCACUCUCUGUACUACUCAUCACAUUUUCAUCCAUCAGAAACAAAUAUCAUGGAUAAAGGAAUCUCUAAAGAAGUUUCACGCGAGGAUUUCCCUCCUAACUUUCUAUUUGGUGUUGCAACUUCUGCUUAUCAGGUUGAAGGAGCUAGUAAUGAAGGUGGCAGGGGUGAUAGUAUAUGGGAUGUUUUUACACACACAGAAGGAAAAAUUAAAGAUGGGAGUAAUGGGGACAUUGCAGUUGAUCAAUAUCAUCUCUACAAGGAAGAUGUCGAACUUAUGUCCAAGUUGGGAUUUGGUGCUUACCGCUUUUCUGUAUCAUGGUCUCGAAUUUUCCCUGAUGGUUUGGGAACGGAAGUCAAUGAAGAAGGAAUUACCUACUACAACAAUCUCAUUAAUGCUCUGCUUGAUAAAGGUAUGCAGCCAUACUUAACAUUAUACCAUUGGGAUCUACCUAGCCAUCUUCAUGAGUCAAUGGGAGGAUGGUUAUCCGACAAAAUUGUAAAGUAUUUCGCAAUGUAUGCUGAGACUUGUUUUGCGAGUUUUGGGGAUAGAGUAAAGCAUUGGAUCACAUUAAACGAACCUCUUCAAACAGCGGUAAAUGGAUAUGAUGACGGCGUAUUUGCUCCAGGAAGAAGUGAAAAUUCUUCUACUGAACCAUAUUUGGCUGCACAUCAUCAACUUCUGGCUCAUGCAGCAGCUGUUUCCAUAUAUAAUAAAAAGUAUAAGGCUCAGCAAGGGGGUGAAAUAGGCAUAGUAGCUGAUUGUGAAUGGGCUGAGGCUUUUUCGGAUAAGAUGGAGGAUAAAACUGCUGCUGCAAGGCGUAUCGAUUUUCAUUUUGGAUGGUUUCUGGAUCCAAUAUAUUUUGGAGACUAUCCUAAGACCAUGCGUGAGGAACUUGGAGAUCUCCUUCCAAAAUUCUCAGAUGAAGAUAGAGAGUUGUUAAGGAACUCAGUAGACUUUCUGGGUGUAAAUCACUAUACAACAAGGUUGAUUGCUCAUGCAACAACAAGCCCAGACCCUGGGCAAUUUAACCGCUCUCAACAUUUGGAGAGAAUUGCUGAAUAUCCUGGGGGUGAGGCCAUUGGUGAGAAGGCUGCAUCUGAAUGGCUUUACAUAGUUCCUUGGGGGCUCCGUAAGCUACUGAAUUAUGUUGCACAGAAAUAUCAGAACCCCAAAAUAUACAUUACUGAGAAUGGAAUGGAUGAUGAAGAAGAUCCGAAAGCUCUUCUCCAUGAGAUGCUAGAUGAUAAAAAGAGAGUUAGGUACUACAAGGGGUACCUUGCUGCAGUAUCCCAAGCAAUCAAGGAUGGAGUAGAUGUGAGGGGGUACUUCGCAUGGUCUUUCUUGGACAACUUUGAAUGGGCUCAAGGCUACACCAAGCGUUUUGGUAUUGUUUACGUCGACUACAAUAAUGGACUCACCCGACACCCCAAAUCAUCUGCACUCUGGUUUUCUCGUUUUCUUAAAGGCGAUGAAGGGAAGACUAUUAAGGAAGACUGAUUCACAAUUUAAGAGUUGAUGCUAGAUCGCUCUUUCUUUCUAAGUUUUCAACUCUUUAUAAUAACAGGGAUUUACAGGGAGUCGCCUGGCUUUGACAGCCUGUGUGUUAGUGCUCUCUGAUUCUCAAUGUUGGUUACUUGACCAAACUGCAUAAGCUUCCUAGUCAUCUUCUGUUGUUUGAUGCCUUAAUAAAAUUGAAAACACAGUUAUCUCAA
Molecule: messenger RNA, 1823 nt
Organism: Papaver somniferum (opium poppy)
Lineage: Eukaryota; Viridiplantae; Streptophyta; Magnoliopsida; Ranunculales; Papaveraceae
Product: beta-glucosidase 42-like
Exons: 12
Coding region: 160-1608 (482 amino acids)
Biological process (GO): cellulose catabolic process
Molecular function (GO): beta-glucosidase activity
Source: RefSeq, a predicted model, not a curated record